AUGGUCUGCUCUUAUGCUCACUGGGAUACAGGCCGGCUGGCGAGCCACUUUCAGCAACGUGGCACUUGCAUGGCAUGGAAGGUUCUCGGGUACUGUGGCCGGGGUGGGGGUUGUUGGUACGAGCACAGACUCACGGGGGUGACAGGGUUGUACCAGGGCACCAUCGAACUCACCGGGAGCGAACUUCAAAUUGCCGACGCCGCGUCCAAGGCAGGCUUCGACACUUUCAGACAUGAAGCUCUGUUCGAGCUCAUAUGGGCGGUGAAAAGAAUAGCAUUGCGAUCAGGUUCCUGCCAGUUCAAAUCACUCCCGAUGCCACGGGACCUCAUCUACCCUGACAGAUAUCGACCCAAUAGAGUCGGAGACAAUACCAACACAAAGAGAAAGAGAAAGGCUAUGGCCAAGAAACAGGCCGCAUCCAGCUUGAUAGAGCUGAAGUUCCACCCAAUCCCGCCUUUGAUGAGGAAAAGGACCGUGAAGAGCAGACUGGAGGAGGGCGACCUCAUAGAGCUGUCAUAUUCCGACAACGAGAUCACGAUGGACUUUGGCGACACUACCGCCGGCGGCGGCGGCGAACCAAAGCGGCAAAAAGUCUCAGGCAGCCAGAAUUGCCAAAACAUAGCUGCCCCAGUAUCUACGCAGUCCAACAAUCGCCGUAAGGGCAUCUCAUCCGCAGCAACAGGCUCGAAUGCCGUGCCCCUGGUUGGUGGCAAACGCUCGAAUGCCAAAGCUCUCAGAGAUCCUCCAACCUCUAUUGCUCCCGUCGCUCGAGCAUUGACAGUAGAAGGCGAGAUCUCGAAGCAACUGCUCCUCGUCAAGACCAACCUAGAGGAUGCAAGGAAGAAUAUGAACAAUUGUCAGGCAACGAUGAAGGCGCUCUUUGAUGUCCACCAAGAAAAGUUCGAUGACGAUGAAACCAUGGCUGCACUGCGGAAACUCAGCGAGUGUAUGAAUAAAGUGUUCGAUGGAGGAAAGGAGGGAGCUUGUGAGAUUGACAAGGUUGUUGCAUGGCUGAGUGACAGAAAAGACAACAUUCUGUAG
Molecule: messenger RNA, 1041 nt
Organism: Capronia coronata CBS 617.96
Lineage: Eukaryota; Fungi; Ascomycota; Eurotiomycetes; Chaetothyriales; Herpotrichiellaceae
Exons: 2
Coding region: 1-1041 (346 amino acids)
Source: RefSeq, a predicted model, not a curated record